CGUUCUAAUUCCGGAGCUACGGAAGACUUUGGGCAUUCCUUCCGAUCAAUAUCUUCUGAUAGCUUUUGAUGAAGUUGGUGUCCUAGACGAAAGUCUCGACGAAUUUCAUUUCAAGAGAACCCAUGACGGUAGAGUUCGACCAUACAACGACUUUAUCGGUAUCAUUAGUCAAUUGUGCAAAGAACCCGAUUUGUUUUUUAUAGUUGUUGGGAAAAGCAAGGGUUUAAGUAUUAAGAAUUAUGUGGCUUUCGGGCUAUCGAGAGUUAUACUACAUUUUAUUUCUUUAUCACCUUUGGACGCUUCCAGUAUCGUUGAAUUCCUUGAAAAGACUCUUCUUGAAACACCUACUCAAGUUCCAGUUUGUAAUGUCUUAUGUAGUUCUUCAUUUUCAGUAAAUGAAUUGGCAGAUUCGUUAUUGGAAUGUACAGGUGGAGUUCCUGGUUUGUUGACUCGUGCAGUGAAUAUGCUUUUGAAUUAUAUAAUAGCAAGAAAUCAGCCUUUCAUAUCGAAAGAAGAAUGUUUGACAUGUAUGAACGACGAUAAUUUCCGAAUAAUUUGCACUGAACCAUUUGUGGAACGAAUAUUGAAUUUGGACGAAGAUAGAAAAAGUGUUUUUGAUAUACUUUUGAUGAUGGCACUUUAUCGUAUACCGUUUCAAGUAGAUGACAUAUUGACCUCGGAGUCCUUUUUAUAUGAUGCCGUAACUGAGAUGGGACUAUAUCGAUAUCCUAUUGACCAGAAUACUUUUCAAGUCCUGAUUCCAAAAGUUAUUUGUUGGAUCUUCAAGAGGGACCCUUCCAUAUCUUCUUUGGAAAAGAUACUUCUUGGAUCACUUGAUGUCGAACCAGUAGAUUGUUUCUUUUAUUCAAAGUGUCGUGUAUUUGAAGGAAUUGUUGCUUUACGACUAGUUUUGAUGUUGCCUUCAAAGAAUCGAAAUGAGUUGAGGGAAUUGUUGUGUCAAUUGUCUCCAAUAUGGAAACAAAUGAAACUUCCAAUCAGUACAAUAUCACCUAUUCACUAUAUGAAGUCUGUUGUUAGUUCUAGAGAAACAAGAAGUGAAUCGAACAAGAGUCGAAGAACUUUUGCCAAUACUGAAUGGAAUAAGAUUAUUCGAGAGACACUUUAUUUAGAGACUAUUUACAUUCCUUUGGACGCUACUUCUCAUAGUCCUGAUAUUAUAUUCCAAUUACAAUCUCCUGUGGAACCCAAAGUUCUUACUGUUGGAGUUGCAUGUAAAGGACGUUGGAAGUCGGAAGGAAUUGGCUGGUCAGAUAUUAUAGAUGAAGCCAAGAAAUUUUUAGAUCCUGUAUAUGAUCAAGUCUUAUCCAGUGCAAUGGAUUAUCAUCAUUGUAUGCUUAUUAUCGUUAGUACAAAGUUGUCAUUGAAUGUUUCUAAUGAGUUGGGUGAUUCAUUCAAAGUACCUGAUAAUUGUGAACUUGUUAUUCUUUGUGAAAGAGAUGUCCAAAUGCUGAUUGACAAAGAAAUAUUGAAUGGACUUGAAAGAGCAUUUUGUGUUUCUCAUAAUCCUACUUUUUGGGAUUUUGGAUUAGAUUUACUUGAUAGAAUCCGUAACAGUUUCUUAAGUUGGCAAUAGAUUCUAACUCAGUCCUUCCCUUUGUUUUGAAGAGCAAGUAAAAUUUUUUGUAUGUUU
Galdieria sulphuraria is the source of this 1651-nucleotide messenger RNA. RefSeq names its product archaeal ATPase. The annotation marks the transcript as partial. The transcript is spliced from 2 exons. NCBI's taxonomy places the organism in Eukaryota, Rhodophyta, Bangiophyceae, Galdieriales, Galdieriaceae. The record is from RefSeq and is a predicted model, not a curated record.